AUGAAUCUACAUCCAGGGUUCUAUGUAUCAAUGCUACGGAAGCAUAUACGUGACCCCAACGCCAUUGAACCUGAACGGGUAGAAGGAUUGCAGCCAAACCUUACUUACCCAGAAGGUCCAAUCAGACUUGGAGAUCGCCGAGUUCGUAAGCUGAAGAACCGCGAGAUUCCACAGAUUCAAGUAUUCUGGGGAAGACAAAACCGGCAAGUUAUCACCUGGGAAGAUGAAGAGAACUUCCGGAAGAACUACCCCGAGUUCUAUGCAGCACACAACUCUAUGGAACAAGGAGAGGCAUCAUAG
Microthlaspi erraticum is the source of this 300-nucleotide messenger RNA. Lineage: Eukaryota; Viridiplantae; Streptophyta; Magnoliopsida; Brassicales; Brassicaceae. The record is from the annotation of a GenBank genome assembly.